Messenger RNA from Hermetia illucens (black soldier fly), 2358 nucleotides. It is a transcript of the gene Naa35, whose product is annotated as N-alpha-acetyltransferase 35, NatC auxiliary subunit homolog. The transcript has 12 exons. Bases 128 to 2338 code for a protein of 736 amino acids. Gene Ontology annotation, cellular component: NatC complex. NCBI's taxonomy places the organism in Eukaryota, Metazoa, Arthropoda, Insecta, Diptera, Stratiomyidae. The record is from RefSeq and is a predicted model, not a curated record. Gene Ontology annotation, biological process: N-terminal peptidyl-methionine acetylation.
UUGUACGCUGUCAUUUUGGCAGGUUAGUAAUGGUUAGCGGCGCAAGGUUUAUUGGUUUAGUGUGUUUUCGAAAUUCCUCGGUCCAAUUUUAAUUUUUUGUAGUUGGUGAAGUGCAAUAGCAGCCGAGAUGCCGGGCAAUGAGUUGCAAACAGGAUCGGAACAAGAGGGCGAAGUUAGAGGCGAUGAUGGGUUGGGUGCUGCCGAGGAUCAGAUGUCUUCCCGGGGAAUCGCCCUGGGACAGUCGUAUCGGCGAUGCCCCAAUUAUGAAUGGAAAAGUGUGACAACUGAAUUCUUCGAGGCAUGCUCGGAACUGUCUCUGGGAGAGCUGGUCCACGAUGAGAUCUUCGGUUUGUUUGAAGCGAUGUCAGCUAUUGAAAUGAUGGACCCAAAGAUGGAUGUUGGCAUAAUUUUAAACAAAGACGAGCCUGUCCCGCAUACAUUUCAAACUGCCGUCUCCGCAGGUGUACUAAAGUUAGAAAACUUCACGAAUGAAGAACUGAUCGGCAUCUUCGAUUCAAUCUAUUCAUGCUUGGUUUGCUGGUUGGAAGGGCACUCGCUAGAUCAAAUUCUAUUCACUUGCCUUUAUCUCCAUAAUCCACACGAAAUUGCCGACAAAGUACUGAAAAGCUUUUGUUUAGCAAUUCGGAAACUGAUUCCCAUCAUAAAGGACUUCGUUAUUGAAGGCAACGUUAGCGAAGAGGAAGAUUUUCAGCUUUUUGGAGUAUCAAAUUUAGGUGUUAUCGAUAACCCAACGGAGACACAAGUCGUGGGUCUCUUGAAAGAGUCUGAAGAUGAAUUAGUCCGGAGGUCAAGAAUUGAGAGUAAUGCCGAAGAUGUUUUAGCGGUAAUGCAUCGAGUUCGACUUUUACGAUUCCUUUUCCAGUCGCUAUUUCUUCUCUGGCCGAGAAAAGAUACGACAUUUGGCGAACCGGUUCUUGUAGAAGUGCAGAAAAAUUUGAAUGCUGCUUUAGAGCUCCUGCCGUUUAUCAAGAGGACUGUAGAAAAGGGAACACAACCUGAUCCAAAAUCGGACGCACCCAACCCCAUCGGCUACUCUCCACGUGUCAAUCAAAGAAAUUUACCUCCAACAUUUCCACGGAGUGCUAGGAUUAGAGAUCGUCUGUCUAGUUUUGUAUUCCUUGAAGGGCUAUCGCAAAAGUUGAAAUUGGCUUGCAAAGUCAUACACCAAAAAGAUUAUUACGCCACUCUAAAUUUCUUCAUUGACUUCAGCAAAAAAUCGGGUCAGUGUUUAUUAUCUCGAAGCAUUUUACAAAUAAUAUUCUUCGGAAAUAAAAAGAAUGUGAAAGGUACCAAUCCAUUCGAGGAAUUUCUGAAGGAGUCGAUAAAAUUAUUCACAGCUCCUCCUAUUUUGAUGUCGAAAAACAACGUAUCCAACAAUAUUGAGGCAAAAAAGUAUGUUGACUCGUUCCUCAAAUACUGCAUAAACUUGCACACAUUUACAUAUUUUCUGCAAAUCUGCGGGUAUAAUCGGGCCCGCCAACGCGACAAAUUGGCUCGUCUCAUCGAAGAAGGAUUUGGCAACUUACAAGAUGAGGCUGGUCGCGUAGAUACGUAUCUAAAUCUAAUAUGUCGACAUACAGAGUCGUCUAGUCAACACAUUUCCCACUUCGGAACCUGGACUUUGUACUAUUGCUUGCGAGCCAUGUCAUUAUAUUUGCUUUCUGGCUUUGAACUGGAAUUGUAUAGUGUACACGAGUUCCUAUACAUUUACUGGUACCUAUACGAAUUCUUAUUUGGGUUCAUCGUCACUACACUGAGUCGUGCCGAGUCCCUGCUAGCCAUGCAGGACAUUACUUCUGAAAGUAAAACAAACACAAAGCAACGGAAAUUGAAGGCGAAGAAAAAGAAACAAUCAAAACCUUUCCUGCGCGAGAUCAUGUACAACCACGCCAUGCAAAUGAUGAGCGGAGGAUACUACAAGGCUAUUGCAGCGUUUACGAAGGACGGACGUAUACGGCAACCAAAAUCAAAAUUCGACAACGAAGAAAUUCGUUUCAACCGUCGCUUUGCCCCAUUCGCAAAUCUCAACAGUCCACCACCGAUGCCGUACAUUGAAUUUGCAAAAAUCCGUUCUAGCCAAUUCCGUGCACCAUCAGCUGAACUGUUUCUAUCGGCGGCGAAUCAUUUUCACCAAGCUCGUAACAUAUUGGAGUCAGUUUUGAAUCCAGACACUGAGAUGCUGCAAAUGAUUCAAGUCGCCAAAUUCAAUUUCAUAGUGACGAAUCUCUUGGCGAAUGGGCAUAAAAAGGAUUCCAAAUUGCAGCCUGAGUUCGAUUUCUCGCAACAUUAUUGUUUUCCGAUUAUAAAAAUAAACUGAACAUUUGAAAUUUGUGGUAA